Molecule: messenger RNA, 315 nt
Organism: Microdochium trichocladiopsis
Lineage: Eukaryota; Fungi; Ascomycota; Sordariomycetes; Xylariales; Microdochiaceae
Exons: 1
Source: RefSeq, a predicted model, not a curated record
ACGGCGGGGACACAUAUGCAGGAGCUGAUCGCCCCACGGUCGGUCAAAUUCUUCUCAGCAGAAGGAUACGUACUUGGCAACAAAACAACGUUAGAGGCACUGCUCCACGAAUGCACAGGGGUCCCUGUUGACGCGCUUCGAGGGAAACCUCCGGCUGACUUCAGCAUUAACGAGCGACUCUCUUGGCUGGGACAGCGCAAGACGAAGCGUCCCGAAGACCUUGCGUAUUGCAUGCUUGGCAUCUUCGACGCGCAUAUGCCACUCAUCUACAGCGAGGGCGAGGAGAAGGCAUUCCUCAGACUGAGACGAGAGAUU